Messenger RNA from Pelmatolapia mariae (spotted tilapia), 2423 nucleotides. It is a transcript of the gene lrrc71, whose product is annotated as leucine rich repeat containing 71. Gene Ontology annotation, molecular function: protein binding. The record is from RefSeq and is a predicted model, not a curated record. NCBI's taxonomy places the organism in Eukaryota, Metazoa, Chordata, Actinopteri, Cichliformes, Cichlidae. The transcript has 17 exons. The coding region runs from base 96 to 1544 and encodes 482 amino acids.
CUAACGGCUCACAGCGGUGUUAUUAAACUCUCUGAAACGAUAUCGUCUUUAACGCUUUUAGCUGUGUGACUGUAAUUGUGGUUUCAGGCGCAACCAUGUCUAGAAAGAAACACGCAAAAGAUAAAACAAGCGCUGAAGACGAGGCCUGGAAAAGCGCAGGACCGACUCCAAAUGAAACACUUCCUGUUCAGACCUUCGAUGAAUAUCAGUGCACAGGAAAUGCAGAGACUGACUUCCCUGCGCUAUGUACUCUACUGAACGUGAAGGAUAUCCCAGCUGUCAUUGCCAAGUUCCCAGCCUCCUCCGCCAGUCAAACUGAAGGUGACACCGAUUACCAGUUACAGACAAGUGAUGCUUCUUUCUGCUCAAAGCCCUGCCUAACACUGGAGCUGGAGAGUAAAGACAGAGCCAGGAGCAUGAAGGUUUCUGGAUGGAGGGUGAAUGAGCAGAUUUUCCGAGCGCUACAGAAGAUGCUCCCCUCCAUGAACCAGCUACUGAGCCUUGGGUUUUGGCAGGCGGGACUGACAGAUCGCAUGGUAGUCGCCCUCAUGAACACAAUACCGCUGUGCUCCAGCCUCAGGGUUGUGGCACUGGAAGGCAAUGUUCUUCCACAGCAGGGCUACCACCUGCUUCUCUCUGAGGACAGCGUCCUCACUCACUUGUCUCUGAGAAAUAACCGGAUAGGAGAUGAAGGCGCUCGCCUGAUUGGUUCAGCGCUUUCGACAGCCAGGUCUGCCAACAAAAACCUCCUGUCACUCAACCUGGCGUUCAACCGUAUAGGUGAUGCAGGUGCUGCACUUAUCGCUCAGGGCCUGCGGCUGAAUCGUACCUUGCUCUUUCUCUCGCUGUGCAACAAUCAGAUUGGAGAUGCAGGAGCUGCUCAUCUGGCUGCGGUACUUGGUGAGUUUGCCUUAACUCAUGAUGAAAUAGUGGAGAGGAGGAAGCUGCUUCUGAAAAGAGCGCAAGCUGCUUUAGUGAAGGAUGAGCCUCUCCAAACAUUAGCUGGCAGCACCACCUCACUGGGUGGCAACAAAGGAGAGACCACAGGCACUCCUAAAAAAAAGGAAGCAACCAGAAAAGACGAGAAACCGGACGCCAACAAAGACAACCAAAAGCCAAACAAGAAAACCACUGAUACAAGAGCGUCUCAGGCUAGAGGUGGAAAGGCAGGGGGCAAAGAGAAGCAACAUGCAGAAGAGGAUAGAUCAAAUACUUCCCUGAAUGAGGCAGAGUUGGUGGAUCCAGCGAAUCCCCUGCUGCACCCGUCGGUGCAUCCCAGGGACGGACAGGUCUUCAUGUCCGGAAACACGACUCUUGCCUCCCUCAACCUGGCAGGAAACAAAAUCACAGAGAAGUCGCUGCCUCUCUUUUUGGCGUCACUUGAAGCGCAGGGCGAGGGCGAGGGUGGAGGUCUGCUGCGUCUCUGUCUGCAGAGAAACAUUUUCCCACCAGGAAAUGAGUUUUACGUGAAGAUAAAGGAACUGAUGGCUGCCUUAGAUCCAAUGAAAAAAAAUAACUCUGAAGAGGAGGGACUGGGAGAAUAGAGAGGCUGACAGAACGGGCCUUCAGUUUGUCUUUGUCUUAUAGCAAUAAAAAUAUGUGUAUAAUUGUAUAAUAAUAAUUUCAGCUGUUUAAUUAUUUGUCAGAAUUAAUUAAAGAGAAUAAUAUGAGUGAACAGGGCAGCCAAUCAGAACUGCGUAGAUUAAUUGUUUUAGUUAAGUCACCUUACAGUUACCAGCCAUCACUCAGGUGACAUGCACAUUAGGUUUAUUGGUGGUUCUAAAUUGGUUAUAGAUGUGAGUGUGAGUGGUUGUAUGUUUCUCUGUGUUAGUCAUAUGAUAGACUGGCAACCUCGCCAGAGUGUACCCUGCUUCUUCCAUGUUUCAGUGGAGAUAUGCUCCAGCCUGUCCGUGACCCCAAACUGGAUAAGUGGAAGAAAAUGGAUGGAUAGAUGGACAUUGGGAAAUGCUAGUGUCUUUGAGUAAUACAGAUGGUACUGCUACAGACUGUUUGCCUCCUGGAUUUUGAUGUUUUUUUCUCCAGGAUCUGAACCAUUAUGGCUUCAGAAUAGAGGACAUUUGACUCAAGAGACAAAGAUCUAAGUUUUUACCUUAAACUAAAUAAAUCUGUUUUACCUAAAUACUUUUUUUUAUCAUCUGACUGCUUGAGUGCAGCACUGUUGUGCCAGUAUUUACUUGAAUAAAAGCUACUUUUAGCCCUCAUUUACAAGGGCUCACCACAGCAGGCCACUCCAUGCGUGUGAUUAGGCAGAUUCUUACACUGGAUGAUCUUCCGGACAUAACCUUAGAGGGAUUUAUAUGAUUUGUAUCUCCUGGAAUCAAACUGUGUAAUCCACUAUCCUGUAGUGCUGGGCUUUUAAUUAAUUAAUAUUCCAUUUCGGUCCCAUCAUCAAACUUUUCAUU